GUUGAUAUUAGUGUACGAAACUAUGACUUUGAAAUACGAGAUAAAAAAAAAAAGAAGCAGUCAUUCCGCAGUUUCGUAUUCGAACACUUCGUGUUGUUUGUUCCGUUGGUUGUCUUUAUUUCCCAGUGACCCUUAAAAAUAAGUCACUCUGUCGAAACGACAGAAUUCUACCGACAUCCACAGGUUUUCUAAUGAAGAUAUGACAAGCGUGAAGGAGAGGAAGUAUGAGUGCAGCCGUUGUAAAGAGAGGUUCUUCACACAACACUUCAUGCAGUCACACAUCCAGCGUGUCCAUAAAGAUAUUCGGCAGUAUCAUUGUGAGGUUUGUGGCCAGCGUUUCAAACUGGUCAGCUCUCUCUCUGUUCACAAAGACAUUGCUCACAAGAGCAACAAGAAAAGUAAUCCAGGCACGACCACCACCACCACCAACAACAAGGACCAUGGGGAAUUGAGUGCUGCUUCUGAAGGCAAUUCAGCCACAUCAUCGCAGAGUGACGGAACCAACAGUAAUGACAAUGGUGAUGACGCAGAAAAACGGAAGAAGCUUAUAAUGGAAUCUAUAUUUUCGAAACAUAUAGAUGGAGUGAAGUACUGGAUUUGUAAAGUGUGCAGCAUUACGAGAGUGCAGCUGUCCUUACUGAUACCCCAUGUGGAAAAGCACUUGGGCCUCACUGAACGAAAGCACAAGUGCAGUGAAUGCGAGAAGAAAUUCCAAACAGUAAGAUGUUUAAACUACCACAUGUUGGUCCACAAUGAUACAGUGGAGCCUUUUAAAUGUAAAUACUGUUCAAUGACUUUUCGUUUGCCAACGCAAUUCGCGAGGCACAUGGACAAACACUUUGGGCAUAGUCGAUGUUGUUGUCUCCAGUGUGGGUUGUUUAUUAGCAACUUGUCACUGCUUAAGGAACACACGAUUAGAGCUCAUGCAUUCUGAUAAUGAUGAUGAUGAUAAUAACAACAAUCCUUUCUUCAAUAGGUUCAAGGCUUGAAACAUUUUGGGGUUGAGGGUGAGUUGAUUACAUUGACCUCAGAGUUCAACUCUUUACUCUUUUACUUGUUUCACUCAUUUGACUGCGGCCAUGCUGAAGCACCGCCGCUAAUCGACCAAAUCGACCCCGGGACUUA
Messenger RNA from Octopus sinensis (East Asian common octopus), 1125 nucleotides. Its product is annotated as zinc finger protein 502. Bases 200 to 934 code for a protein of 244 amino acids. Gene Ontology annotation, biological process: regulation of transcription by RNA polymerase II. Gene Ontology annotation, molecular function: DNA-binding transcription factor activity, RNA polymerase II-specific; RNA polymerase II transcription regulatory region sequence-specific DNA binding. Lineage: Eukaryota; Metazoa; Mollusca; Cephalopoda; Octopoda; Octopodidae. The transcript has 2 exons. Gene Ontology annotation, cellular component: nucleus. The record is from RefSeq and is a predicted model, not a curated record.